Messenger RNA from Leguminivora glycinivorella, 1423 nucleotides. RefSeq names its product ankyrin repeat domain-containing protein EMB506, chloroplastic (gene flip). Lineage: Eukaryota; Metazoa; Arthropoda; Insecta; Lepidoptera; Tortricidae. The transcript has 8 exons. The coding region runs from base 1 to 1326 and encodes 441 amino acids. The record is from RefSeq and is a predicted model, not a curated record. Gene Ontology annotation, cellular component: cytoplasm; nucleus. Gene Ontology annotation, molecular function: protein binding.
AUGGACCUCCAAGCAUACUUAAUAAAGAAGUUUGCAACCUGGCAACCCCCACCACCGAUAGUGGAAGGAAGAACCAAGCGCGACGUCACUUUGAGAUGGACUACGGAACCCUUUGACUUUCUGGAUGGAGACCUCCUGUUUUGGGUUCAGAAGAAAGAGAAGAUACCGCCUUGGGUAAUGGUAUACAGCGGUGGCAAGACAUCAAGAACUAUUGACAAUCUGGCACCGAGACACCCACACAAAUUUCGCAUUAAAGUUAUUUUGAAAGCAACUGCAGUAGCAACCCUAGCCCAGAAAGCUCUUGAUCAUUUUGGAAACGAUAAAGCUGUUCACGAAUACUUUGACAAUUUAACUGAUGAUAAAGAAACUAAAGAGAAUACCAUAGAAACUCACAAUAAAAACAUAGAAACUAAAAAUAAUAAGACCCCAGAAAAUAAUUUAGACAUUGAUACAAAUAAGCCGGAAACUAAAGGCAGUGGUGAUGUUUAUGAAGAAAAAGAUGACGAAGAAUUUAGAAUAAACAAUAUUGGUGCCACUGGAGAUACAAGUAACAAAGAAAAUACUCAAAUCUGUUCACAGAUUGAGAUUACAAGUAAGAAGUGGCUAGAGUCGCAAUGGUCUGAAGAGACCAGUACGAGCACUGAUACAGACGGUACUUCCGUUGUUUGUUUCUGCAUGGCUGUCCGCUGUGGUUACCUUAAACAGGUUCAAGCUAUGCUAGAAGAAAGACCUGAUCUGAUUGAGAUUGUCAACUUCAGUAACGGUUUUACUCCUCUUGCUACUGCUGUUCGGAAAGGGGACAUAAACACCGUCAAAUUCCUACUGACAGCUGGAGCUAACGUGAACCAGCCAUCAUCUAGCAGCCAGUCACCGUUGCACUUGGCUACGCUCGGCGGUCAAAUCCCACUGGUUGACUUGCUUCUGGAUCAUGGAGCUGAUUUUCAGGCGCGCGAUCUCAAUGGUCUUCGUGUAGAACAUUAUGCAGUAGACGCUGGUAGUCCGGAGAUACUUACCCAUAUUCUUCGACGUGGCGGUGACUUGACCGUGAAGGAUAAUAAUGGGUGGACUCCUCUGUUCAGGGCUGUGACGCAAGGAGCUUCGACGGAGCUGAUCGAACUCCUGGUCCUAUCUGGAAGCGAUUUAAACACAGCCGACUACGCUGGACUGGGAUUGCCUUCCGCCGCAAGACUCCUUCAUAAUCGACACGGUCGCGACCGAGACUCGAUCCUGCGACUAAUCGACUCCCAAUAUCCCCACGAGCAAGCCGUUGCCAACUUUACUCGCCUCACUAAGAAGAUAUCGAGCUUGCACACUAUCCUAAAAUGACGUCCAUUUUGUACAAAACCUAGGAGUAAUACACCUCUUUUUAUAACUAGUCCUACUAGUCCUAUUGAAGAACAAAGUAAUCAAACUAUAUGUUCAU